Penicilliopsis zonata CBS 506.65 is the source of this 988-nucleotide messenger RNA. RefSeq lists its product as hypothetical. Bases 31 to 855 code for a protein of 274 amino acids. The transcript has a single exon. Lineage: Eukaryota; Fungi; Ascomycota; Eurotiomycetes; Eurotiales; Aspergillaceae. The record is from RefSeq and is a predicted model, not a curated record. Gene Ontology annotation, cellular component: mitochondrion.
GCAUUUCAAGACUCAUUAAUUCGGCACACGAUGGAGUGCUUCGCGCUCAGUUUAAGACAGAAAAUUACUAAUGGCUAUAAAUAUUGUUAUUUCAAGCACAGUCUUAAAUCAAGACGAAGAUUAUGGAGGCCCUCCCGCUCUCUAUAUGUGCGACAAUAUGUCUCCAGCCCCAUUUCCAAUCACCCGAACAACACCACCCAACAUAUUCCUGUGGUCUCGCCAGUAGGGCAACCGUUAUCAGGAUACUAUCUUGAGGUUUUGUCCUCCCGCCUAUCAUCUCGGGGCCAGCCUACGUCUUUCUCGCUGACCGGGAAUCCACCGGCUAUAAACGUCACGCAAGACGAAGCGUCCCCCGCCGUAAAAGUCGAACCACAAUCACCCCAAGACAAGAUGUCAAUUGUGUUUGGUAGUCGCCUUGCAAGUCCAGGGUAUCAAUCGACUCGCUAUCAUCCAGAUACAAUGCAACCGGUGUCGACAUGGAAGACAAUCAAUGGAGUUGCGAUCCCGCCACGGCCAGAAGAACCCGAAAAUUGCUGCAUGAGCGGCUGCGUCCAUUGCGUUUGGGAUGAUUACAGAGACGAUGUAGAACAAUGGGCAGCCAGGCUGGAGCAGGCCAAGGCGAUGGCGAAAGGUACUCCGAAGGAUCCGAUCGCAGAUAUGCGGCAAACCCCCAGGCCUGAAGUCCAAAGCGCUGUGACGAGUAUGGAUGACGAUGGCGGUGGUAGCGAGACCAACUGGGCACCCACGAGUCGACCUGAUGAAUUAUUUUCCGAAAUUCCAGUCGGGAUCAGGGAAUUUAUGAAGACGGAGAAGAAGUUGCGACAGAGGCAUCAAGAAGAACAGACCGUUGUUUAAUAUGCGCGGAUAUCCUGGCAUUUUGCAUUUUAUGAGACUAGACCUUGUGACUCUCAUAUUUAUAUAGAUUUUAUUUAUAGGCCAUGUUAGACUAUGUAUAUAAAUGACUUAUAAUGAAUUAUAUACACUAGAC